This is a messenger RNA of Chenopodium quinoa (quinoa), 1939 nucleotides long. RefSeq lists its product as uncharacterized. Lineage: Eukaryota; Viridiplantae; Streptophyta; Magnoliopsida; Caryophyllales; Amaranthaceae. The transcript has a single exon. The record is from RefSeq and is a predicted model, not a curated record. Bases 956 to 1912 code for a protein of 318 amino acids.
AACUAAUCUAAUAAUAGAAGAAAAUACUCUCACUAAUUAUAACAACGUCAAAGAAAUAUUAAAAAUAAAAUAAAAUUGAUACGGAAGUAGUACUACUUGAAGCAACCUUCAAUUUGACCAAGCCGGUGAUUACAAUAAACACAAAAUUUUUCUAGUAUAGAUUACAAGUUCAUCAAACUACUUGCAUUUUUUUUUUUUUUUGACAUCAACUACUUGCAUAUUAAAAUAACAGCUUUAUGAAAAUAAAUAAAAUAAUGUCCCAUACUUUAUUCAUUAAUCUUCCAUCAUACAUUAUACGUAGUAUCAAAAUAAUAAUUUAUUCAUUAAUCAUCCACCUUAAUUCAGCAGCAAUAAUACUAUUAACACCUUCUAACUACUUCAAAAGCUAACAAUCAGUUGCAAUCAUCAACAAACAUCAUCGCUUCCAUAGAAAGGCAAGCACUCUUAAGGACUCAGCCAAACACCCAACCUCAGCAAACCCGAGAGUUAUUAAAUUAUUGUAUAGUCUUCCCCAAAUUUUGACAACGAACUAAUCGAAAACAACUGAUAUGAUACGAUAGAAAAUAACAGACAUAAUACAGAUAAUAUUAUAUAUAAUGGUAAAUUACGAUUCAUCCAUAUACUGCAUCCAUUUGUAAGUCCGAUUAUACGAUAACCAAUCUCGAGAAAGAGUCUCACCUUACAACUCACAGCAUAUACAUGUAAAAUAAUACUAUCAUCAUAAAGGUUUCACAAUCUCAAGUCUGUAAAAUAGCUUUGAAUAAUCUUCCUCACAAUUGACAGGUUCCUUUUCAACAAGUUUUUGCUGUUGGUCAAUCCUCAUCCAAUUCUCAUUCAGCAAAAACAACUGCUCAACCAUUCGAGGGGAGGCCCACCCUCUCCCUUAGAGUUAAAACUUAUAUCCACAGCAAAAUCAUAUAAAUCAAUACUCUAAUAUGCAAAGGUCUAACAAAAUAUGUUUAAUCCACUCCUGCCCUCAAGAAAUUCGGCAUAUCUAUCUACGAUACCGGAGGGAGAUAUCCAGAGGGCCUUCUUCAAGUGCACAAAAUGGCAGCUGGAAGAAACACUAGAUCCGCUCAACUGUCCGUACCACUACUACUGCAACAGCAACUAUUCAGGAGAUUACCCAUCUUGGGUUGAUAAUUUGGCAAUUGUCUUCAUCACCAUUACGUUCUUAGCAACCACAGUUUUGAUGGUGGUGGGGAUGAUAGGAGGGAGAAAGGCAACUCCCCUUACUCGACUCAAUCAGUUAAGGAGAUACUUUCUUCCAUCAGGUCCUAUUUUCCUACCCAUCAUUCUCGUCAUCAUGGCAAAAGGACACAGGGUAAACACUGUGUUCCCUAUGUCGUAUAAUGGUCCUGCAAUCCUCCACCUGGUUCGGAUUUCUGCUCUCGCCUUCAACACUGAAACUGACAGCCACUUCAAGUAUGUGUUCCUUGAGGCAUCAACUAUAUCAGGAAUCCUACAUACAGCACUGUACUUGGACUCAAUUAUCUUGCCUUACUACACAGGUCUUGAUGCCCUAAUGUUGUCUAAAUUCUCAGGUGAGUGCUUGUCCUGUGUCUGUAGGCAGCAGCCUCUAAUUGUGGGAGGUAUGCUGGUCUACAGGGGAUGGUCAGUAACUACCGCUUUGGUAGUGGCUACUCUGAUAUUCAGAAUAUUCGGCAGGUUGACAACCGAAGAAAGCAAAGGGAAAACUAUGUUGAUGAAGUUUACUAUGGAAAGUUUAAGUUGGAUCUUAAUGACUGUAGAAUGUUUCUACCUACUAAUCAUUCCUCCACCAAUGAGAUCUUGGACAAAAGCAGCUAGUUUCAGUGGUGUUUUAGUUUUGAUGUGUCUCCAAUUUCUUAAAAAGAUUACUACUUCUAUUGUUGCUCAAUACAAUGGCAACUCGCAAAAUCCAGGAUGGUAGUAGAUAAUUUUGCAACAAGAAUGAAAA